CAUACAUAGACGCAUUGUGAUCUCUAUCUAUCCUUGCUCUCCGGAGCCCACAGACCACGACGUACGCCCCGGCCUCGCCUCUCCUUUUUCUUUCUUUCCCACUGACUCCAAUUCCAAAUAUGGGGAUAAAGAGGCCGGGGCGCUGCAACUGCGCUACCGCGGCGGAGUUGUUGGCGCUUCUUCUUAUCAUCCUCGGCGCGUCGUCUCUGACGGGAUGCAUUGCGGCGAGCGGAGGAGCAGGGCUCACCAGGGGCAGCUUCCCCAAGGGAUUCGUCUUCGGCACCGCCUCCGCCGCGUACCAGUACGAGGGGGCGGUGAAGGCGGACGGGCGAGGGCAGACCAUCUGGGACACCUUCGCGCACACCUUUGGAAAGAUCACUGACUUCAGCAAUGCCGAUGUUGCCGUCGACCAGUACCACCGUUUUGAGGAGGACAUACAGCUGAUGGCAGACAUGGGGAUGGACGCGUAUCGGUUCUCCAUUGCGUGGGCAAGGAUUCUCCCAAAUGGUGUUGGUCAAGUGAACCAGGCCGGCAUCGACCACUACAACAAACUGAUCAAUGCACUGCUAGCUAAAGGAAUCCAGCCAUAUGUGACCCUGUACCACUGGGACCUGCCCCAGGCCCUGGAAGACAAGUACAACGGCUGGCUUAACAGGCAGAUAGUAGACGACUUCGCGGGUUACGCGGAGACGUGCUUCGCGGCGUUCGGGGACCGGGUGAAGCACUGGAUCACGGUGAACGAGCCGCACACGGUGUCCGUGCAGGGCUACGACGCCGGGCUGCAGGCGCCCGGCCGCUGCUCCGUGCUGCUCCACCUCUACUGCAAGUCGGGCAACUCCGGCACCGAGCCCUACAUCGUCGCCCACAACUUCAUCCUCGCCCACGCCACCGUCUCCAGAAUCUACCGGAACAAGUACAGGGCGACGCAGAAGGGGCAGCUGGGGAUGGCGUUCGACGUGAUGUGGUACGAGCCGAUGACGAGCAGAGCCGUGGACGUGGAGGCGGCCAAGAGGGCGCAGGAGUUCCAGCUCGGGUGGUUCGCGGAUCCUUUCUUCUUCGGGGACUACCCGGAGACGAUGCGGAAGCGGGUCGGGGAACGGCUGCCGCGGUUCACGCCGGAGGAGGCGGAGCUCGUCAAGGGCGCGCUGGACUUCGUGGGGAUCAACCAUUACACUACGUAUUAUACCAGGCAGAAUGAUACCAACAUCAUUGGGAAGCUGUUCAAUGACACCCUCGCAGACACCGGGACCAUCAGCCUGCCGUUCAGGAACGGGAAAGCGAUUGGGGACAGGGCGAAUUCGAUAUGGCUGUACAUCGUGCCCAGAGGGAUGAGGAGCCUGAUGAACUACGUCAAGGACAGGUACAACAGCCCGCCAGUCUACAUCACUGAAAAUGGGAUGGAUGACGGCAACAGCCCCUUCAUUUCCCUCAAGGACGCCCUCAAGGACAGCAAGAGGAUCAAAUACCACAACGACUACCUCACCAACCUAGCUGCUUCCAUCAAGGAGGACGGGUGCGACGUGCGCGGGUACUUCGCGUGGUCUCUGCUGGACAACUGGGAGUGGGCGGCCGGAUACUCGUCAAGGUUCGGGCUCUACUUCGUGGACUACAAUGACAAUCUCAAGAGAUACCCCAAGAACUCCGUGCAGUGGUUCAAGAGCCUCCUCAGUUCGAGUUGAUAAUCGAGCUAAGCUAGCGCUUGUUUGCUCAUUGAUUUCUUCCUGCCAGUAGGUUAUACCAUACGGUGCCGGCGUCGGGGGUUUCAGAAUUAGAUGUUGUUUUUGCUGGAAGUGUAUAGCUUCUAGAUGUUAUCAUUGGACGAUAUCUUCACAUGUAUACACACAAGGAAUAAAUUUGUGAACAAUAAAUCAAUAUGGUGCGUGGUCUCUUUGUACAGGAUUA
This is a messenger RNA of Brachypodium distachyon (stiff brome), 1902 nucleotides long. RefSeq names its product beta-glucosidase 6. Gene Ontology annotation, molecular function: beta-glucosidase activity. Gene Ontology annotation, biological process: carbohydrate metabolic process. The coding region runs from base 120 to 1679 and encodes 519 amino acids. NCBI's taxonomy places the organism in Eukaryota, Viridiplantae, Streptophyta, Magnoliopsida, Poales, Poaceae. The record is from RefSeq and is a predicted model, not a curated record. The transcript is spliced from 10 exons.